Enterobius vermicularis (human pinworm) is the source of this 312-nucleotide messenger RNA. Lineage: Eukaryota; Metazoa; Nematoda; Chromadorea; Rhabditida; Oxyuridae. The record is from the annotation of a GenBank genome assembly.
AUGAAGAGUGCCAUCAAGAAGUGCAUAGGAAACCGAAGGAAACUAGCUGUUGCUGUUGCUGUUGCUGUUGCUAUUGCUGUUGCAGUUGCUGUUGCUGUCGCUGCUGUUGCUGCCGAUGCCGUCACAAUUGCCGUUGACGUCGCUGGUACGCCGAUGAAUCCAAAGACAUCCGGAUUACACAGUGUUAAGUUGGAACUGUGCCAAAGAAGAGCAACCACUCUCAACCGCUUCACUGAAAGCAGCUCCAAAUCUGAGUCGCAGCAGCCUUGCCGGCCUCUGAUUUGCUUUACCGAAUGUUGGUGGUACCAAUAA